Messenger RNA from Vanderwaltozyma polyspora DSM 70294, 1476 nucleotides. RefSeq names its product tRNA A64-2'-O-ribosylphosphate transferase (gene RIT1). Gene Ontology annotation, biological process: charged-tRNA amino acid modification. The coding region runs from base 1 to 1476 and encodes 491 amino acids. The record is from RefSeq and is a predicted model, not a curated record. Lineage: Eukaryota; Fungi; Ascomycota; Saccharomycetes; Saccharomycetales; Saccharomycetaceae. The transcript has a single exon. Gene Ontology annotation, cellular component: cytoplasm. Gene Ontology annotation, molecular function: tRNA adenosine(64)-2'-O-ribosylphosphate transferase activity.
AUGGUGAGCAAGGUUGAAGAUGACUAUUCUAUAAAUCAAAUACAUAAAGAUAUCAAGAAAGAAUAUAAAUCUUUAAAAAAUAGAAUACAAAGUAUUCUUUUAGAUGCCAGAUUUCUGGAAGACACUGUUAUACCUUUCUUCCCUGAAUUCCCUGUGAUUCCAAAUGAGAGGUGUGGUCUGUGGUACUGCAAUCCUAAGUUGUUUGAACAGACUAGUUAUUUUAAGAGUACCGAUGGCCAUAUAAAUCAAUGGGAUUUUAGUACAAGACGUUUAAAUUUCCAUUUACUACCUACUUUAGCUCAGAAUGGUGGAAUAGUAAUUGUAGAUAGUACACGUAGAGGUAAAAAGAUCCCUGAUGCAUUGAGCAAAACUGUGCCGAUUUGGUGUGCUGUAUUAAAUUCUCUAAUGUUAGAAUCAGUAGAUCAGUUAAACGAUGAUUAUUCAAAAGUAUUAUUUGUACCACCAUCUACAGUACCGAAUUCUGAAUAUCAGAGAAUAUUGAAAAAGCUCCCGUUGCUGAUUGAAAGAUUAAAUAAACUAGCAAUUAUCGACGGCAGUGACUUAUAUAAGCAGUUUAAUGGGAAGCUAUUGCGACCAAUCUGGAUUCACCCUGGAUCAAGUUUAUUGCAAAGUACCACUGACAUAUUUACUGGAGAAUCAACAAAUGAUGUAUGGGAAACUCCAGAAGAUGAAGAAAUAAUUCCUAUUAUUCUAUGCACAGUGAGCUAUAGGGCCCAAGACGGUGUGGAUAAGAGGCAUGGGUUUACUUAUGUACAAGGUGCCGCUGAUGACCAUGAAUUAUGGUCUCAUGGUUUGAAUCCUGAUAUGUUUUGGGAUAAUAUCGAGCAGUUCAAUGAUCUUGACAGAUCAGAAGACCUUCUUCAAUCAACAGUCGAGGAUCUCUUAGCAGCAAAACAAAAAGAAGUCAGUGAAACAGAGACGCUAGAAGCUUUUAAUCCACUAGAUAUGAUCACUACUGAUAUAUUUUUGGGCAAAAUAGCUGAUGGAUUAAUAAUCGGGGAUAGCCUGACCUCGGAGCUUCUUUCUAAAUUCUCGAUGGUAAUAGUAUUCAGCGAGUCGUGCAAAUUAAGUGUUAGCAAAAAUGAGGAAAAAAUUACACAACGAAUAGUAAUAAAUCAACUACAAAGUGGAUCUAAGAAGAGCUCUAAAGCAUUAAGAAAAACACUUCCCGAAUUGCAUUCCAGAAUUGAACCAUUUUUUUCAACUGAUAAAGCAAAAUCGGAGUUACCAAUUCUAAUCUGUUGUAACUCUGGUACCGACAUGUCAAUUGCAUUAGUAUUAAUGUUGCUAUGCAAACAUUACGAUUUAGAUUGGAACACUUCAAAACCAAAUGAAGUUAACAAGAUUAUUAUUAGAAAACAUUUGACCAAGCUAAUAUCACAUUUAAAAGGAAGAAAUGUGAAUCCAUCAAGAGCAACCUUAAAUAGUGUCAACGAAUACUUAAUGUCGAAUUGA